UUUCGAGGACUGUGACAAGCACCAGCCUUGGCCCGAGUCCCCAGAGCCAGGACCAUGGUGCACAACCAAGGGCUUCCUGCCGAGGCCCCAGAGACGAACCUUGGAGCUGCCCAGGACGGGUCAGAGUCGCAGAGAUCAAGGGAGUCGCCCCCUCAUCAGGGCGUCUCUGCCGGGAGCCCUGGUCCUGAGAAAACAGCGGAGCAGGGGGUCUCUGCCGCAAGCCCAGUUCAUGAGGAAACAGCAGUGGAGGGGGUCUCUGCCGGAAAGCCUGGUCCUGAGAAAACAGCAGAGGAGGGGGGCUCUGCCCCUGCUGGCCCCAGGGACCAAAGCCAGCACACCUCUGUGGGCACAUCUGUCACCAGCCACUCCUCCACCCGCGGCGUGGAACCCGUGGCCUCCAACCUCCCGUGUGCGCAGCCGCCAUGUGAGUCUCCCGGCUCAGGCGAGAAGAGAAAGCGCUCGGCAGGUGGCAGAGAGGCCGAGGAGGAGGCAGAAGAAAAGGCCCUUUAUUAUAUGAAGGUCCAGGCCGUGAACGGCGUCUCGGUGGCCUGGGAGACCGGGGCCGGCUUUGAAGCCAUUCGGAAGCGGCCUCGGAUCUUUAAGAGCAAGUACAUCGGCGGAGAAAGCUUUGCCGGCUCGGACCUGAGCAGCUCCCACACCAAGUCCGAGCUGGGGGACGUGGACCCAGAGGCAGAGUGCGGCGUUGAGGGGCCGGCAGAGGAGGCGCCGCAGCAGCCGACGGGAGCGCCCCCGGAGUGGCUCCUCACCAUGGAGCAGGGCGUGCGGUGCCUGGCCUGCUGCCGAGUCUUUCCCAGCCUGGAGGCCCUGACCCAGCAUGUUAAGCAGGGGCUGCGCGAAGGCUUCAGCUGCCGCGUGUACUACCGGGUGCUGGGGCAGCUGAGGGCGAGAGACAGGUCCCAGGGGAGACGGCAACGCGGGGGCCGGGGACGCCAGCCACGCGUCCGGGAGUGCAGCAAGUGUGGGGGACAGAUACGGCGCCCCCGCACGGCUGCCCAAUCGGCCUGGCUAGGCCGUGCCGGGGGGAGCCCAGCUGCUGGCUGA
This is a messenger RNA of Mauremys reevesii (Reeves's turtle), 1062 nucleotides long. Its product is annotated as protein FAM170B-like. The record is from RefSeq and is a predicted model, not a curated record. Bases 55 to 1062 code for a protein of 335 amino acids. Gene Ontology annotation, biological process: fertilization. The transcript is spliced from 2 exons. NCBI's taxonomy places the organism in Eukaryota, Metazoa, Chordata, Testudines, Geoemydidae.